GGCAGACGUGCUCCGACCAAGAAAAUCUUAAUCUGUUUUUUUUUUUUAAUAAUAUUUAACAAAAAGGUUUUAUACUUAAGCUUCAAACACGUUGCGUCCAAGUGAUAGUGUGUCCAUCGUUGAAAGUUUGGCGUGUAACUUGAUAUUUGAUUACAAAGAACCAGAAUCCAGAAUGACUCUAGAACAACCAACUGGUGAAAUGUGGCAGAAGAUCCGCGAGGAGUUGAACGAGAACCCUGACACAAAGGGGCAGGACCUCGCCCACAUCAAGGAAUGGCUGAAGAAGGAACCUCAUCUACCUGAUGAGUUUGAUGACCAACGUAUCAUGACCUUCCUCAGAGGCUGCAAGUUCUCCCUUGAGAAAUGCAAACGUAAACUGGACAUGUACUUCACCAUGAGAUCAGCGGUUCCAGAAUUCUUCACUGACCGAGACAUCACUCGCCCCGAGCUACAGGAAAUAAUUAAGAUUGUCCAAAUGCCGCCUAUGCCUGGUCUUACUCCUGAUGGUCGUCGAGUCAUCCUUAUGAGAGGUGUUGAAAAGGAUGUUCAGACACCAAACGUAGCAAACGCCUUCAAACUGGCCCUAAUGUUAGGCGAUGUGAGACUUAAUGAAGAAAAGGAAGGUGUUGCUGGUGAUAUUUAUAUCUUGGACGCAUCUGUGGCUACACCCAACCACUUCGCCAAAUUCACGCCAACGUUGGUGAAGAAAUUCUUAGUGUGUGUACAGGAAGCAUACCCAGUAAAGUUAAAGCAAGUGCACGUCAUCAACAUAUCGCCGCUGGUAGACAAGAUUGUGAACUUUGUCAAGCCUUUCCUCAAAGAAAAGAUCAGAGAAAGGAUCUUCAUCCACAGUGACGUCAACGAUUUGUACAAGCAUGUGCCCCAGGAUAUGCUUCCUAGUGAAUAUGGUGGCAAAGCUGGUCCUAUGAAUGACCUUCAUGAUGCCUGGGUCAAGAAGCUAGAAGAAUACAAAGGCUGGUUCGCUGACCAAGAACAGUACAAAGCAGAUGAGGCUCUUAGACCAGGAAAGCCUACUAACUACGACGAACUCUUUGGAAUAGAUGGAUCUUUCCGUCAAUUAGUCAUAGAUUAGAAGGAAAAAGUAUAUUAUGGAGUUUAGUAUCCAGAAUUAAUUGAACGUAUUCCAAAUAAUUGAAAAUUUUUAUUUACCUGCUGGGCAUUGACCCUUGUUAGAAAGAGGUCGUUAUAUGAUACGUAGACUUAAAUGCUGCUAGUAAAAAUCGAUAUAUUUGAUCAAAAGAAAAAACUAUUGUUGUCCCUUUUUACCUCUAAUAUUGCAUGUUUAGGUUUUAUCAAAAAAAUUAAAAAGUUUCGAAGUAAAUUACAAAUAGUUCAAUUAAUUAAAACGACUCCAUGCAUAAUUCUUUCUCCAAAUAAUAUCCAUUCAAGUUAAGUUGCCUCCUGUAGUUCACUAAGUUGCGUAAUCAGACUGUCAAUUUUAACUUGUCUGGGUUAUAUAGCGUCUUUUUACUAUCGCACUUCUGUAUUUGCAUUUGAUAUUUGACAAAAUGCUAUGAUAUCAACCAAAGUAGAUUGCUCAUUAUUUUUUAUUGUUAUAUUGU
Molecule: messenger RNA, 1583 nt
Organism: Nymphalis io (European peacock)
Lineage: Eukaryota; Metazoa; Arthropoda; Insecta; Lepidoptera; Nymphalidae
Product: alpha-tocopherol transfer protein-like
Exons: 8
Coding region: 173-1093 (306 amino acids)
Cellular component (GO): membrane
Molecular function (GO): phosphatidylinositol bisphosphate binding
Source: RefSeq, a predicted model, not a curated record